AUGAGAAUCGACUGGGCGCACACAUACUCCAAGAUGGCGACACCGAACUCCGUCCAAAAUAUGCCCAUCCCACCAGAAGAGCGCCUCGCUCUCGAACAACAAGCCCGAUACCAGCGCAUAACACGUAACCUAGCCAUCGGCGGCCUCGUAAUAUGUCCAAUAAUAGCCAUACUCCCACCACGAAAACUAGACCUCUAUACAUUCUCUCUAGGCAUCGGCUUCUACCUCUCCGCCGAUCAUCUCAUCACACUACGAACAGGCCGCGGCCUCGUACAAAACCUCAGUCCAGUGCGAGCCAUGGACCUACCGACCGAACGCGCAAAGGAGAUGCAGAAGAUAUUGCAAGAGGAAAGGGAAAAGAGUCGGAGGACACUGGAGCGGAAGGAAGGGCAAGAAAAGGGUAUACUUGGGAAGCUGUGGAUGGGUGAUGAGGAGGAGGGUUGGAAAGAGCGGCGAUUGGAGGAAGAAAAGAAAGCCAUUGAAGAAGGAAAGAGUUAUGGUGAUAUGAUAUUUGAACAGAUUUGGGAGGUUUGGAAUUGGGACAAGAAGAAGGGAAAGGACGGCGAGAACAAGAAGGAGUGA
Molecule: messenger RNA, 582 nt
Organism: Alternaria hordeiaustralica
Lineage: Eukaryota; Fungi; Ascomycota; Dothideomycetes; Pleosporales; Pleosporaceae
Exons: 2
Coding region: 1-582 (193 amino acids)
Source: RefSeq, a predicted model, not a curated record